Quercus lobata is the source of this 1431-nucleotide messenger RNA. Its product is annotated as receptor-like protein EIX2. The record is from RefSeq and is a predicted model, not a curated record. The coding region runs from base 106 to 1431 and encodes 441 amino acids. Lineage: Eukaryota; Viridiplantae; Streptophyta; Magnoliopsida; Fagales; Fagaceae. The transcript has a single exon. Gene Ontology annotation, molecular function: protein binding.
UUGGAUUCCUUUUCCUCACUUUUCUAAUUAUUCCUCUUCCUCAUUACUUCAUUUUCUGCACCGGACACAUUGACUUUGAGGUUCGUUGCAUCGAUAGCGAGCGACAUGCCCUUCUCAAGUUCAAGCAAGACCUUAUUGAUCCUUCAAACGCUCUCCUCUUGGACUAUUGAUGGGGAUUGCUGUCACUGGGUUGGUGUUGUCUGCCACAACCUCACUGCUCAUGCCCAACAACUCUGUCUCAGAACCUUUCAUCCUUCAGGUGGUUUUGAAUCUGAAGAACAAUAUGAAGCCUAUGAGCGGUCAAUGUUUGGUGGUAAGCUAAAUCCUUCUCUGCUUGAUUUGAAGCAUUUGAAUUACUUUGACCUCAGUUUCAAUAAUUUCUCUGCUUCUCCUAUUCCCGAAUUUCUCGGUUCAAUAAAGAGUUUAACAUCUCUUAAUCUCUCUAAUGCGGGAUUUGUGGGAGUAAUACCUCAUCAACUUGGAAAUCUCUCCAAUUUGCUCUAUCUCAAUCUCAAAAGUUCUAUUUUUCCUAGUUUAUAUGUGAAUAACCUUCAAUGGCUGUUGGGUCUUCCUUUGCUUCAACAUCUUGAUAUGAGUGGUGUAGAUCUUAGCAAAGCCUCUGAUUGGCUACAACUCACAAACACACUCCCUUCCUUGUUUGACUUGCGCUUGUCAUAUUCCCAACUUCCUUUCAUUCCACCAACACUCAUUGUUAACUUUUCAUCUCUCCUCACCCUCGAUCUUUCAGAGAACCAAUUUGGAAACACUUUGAUCCCAUCAUGGAUCUUUGGUCUUCGUAAUCUUGUUUCUCUUGAUCUAUCUGAAAAUUACUUUCAAGGUCCAAUUCCUAUUGAUCUCCAAAACAUGACUUCUCUUAGGCACCUCGAUCUAUCUUUAAACAAUUUCAACUCUUCAAUUCCCAAUUGGUUGUAUAGUUUUAGUCAUCUUGAGUUUCUCAACCUUCGCUACAAUAAUUUGCAGGGCAUAAUCUCCAAUGCCAUAGGAAACCUAACAUCUGCCAUUAGUAUUGACUUGUCAGAAAUUGAACUUGGAGGAAAGUUGCCAAGAUCAUUGGGUAAUCUCUGUAACUUAAGGGAAAUCAAAUUGUCAUCCAACAAUGGGAGUCAAGAGAUAUUUGAAAUCUUAGAAAGUUUAUUAGUGUGUCUUUCAGAUAGACUAGAGAUCUUACGCUUAUUUAAUUCUCAACUUUAUGGUCAUUUGACAGAUGAACUUGGUCUAUUAAAAAAUCUAGCUGUUCUUGAUCUUGCGAAUAAUUCAAUCUCAGGUCCACUCCCGCUGUCUUUAGGUAGUCUUUCUUCUCUGGGAUACCUGGAUCUUUCAAAUAAUCUAUUCAACGGGACAGUUCCUCAAAAUUUUGGGCAACUUUCCAAACUACACACUUUACAUAUUGAAUCAAAUAUGUUGGAAUAG